This is a messenger RNA of Rhizoctonia solani, 741 nucleotides long. RefSeq names its product E4 ubiquitin-protein ligase UFD2. Bases 1 to 741 code for a protein of 246 amino acids. The transcript has 3 exons. The record is from RefSeq and is a predicted model, not a curated record. Lineage: Eukaryota; Fungi; Basidiomycota; Agaricomycetes; Cantharellales; Ceratobasidiaceae.
AUGGCUCAACUUGCUUUGGUUGCUUGUUGCUUCCCAAUUAUCCGCAAGGCAAUGCUCUUUGGAAAAUCUCAAGCACCCGUCCAAUCCAGUAAGAUGGAAAUGAUAUACCAUGGUUACCCCAAUACAAUUCUCUGCUACCCCCAUCUGCCUGGAUUUCCCCUCAACCCCCACGUACGCUGCCGUCUAGCUCAAUAUUUCCACACCAACUACCAAGAAUGGACUUUCCAUGCUUGGUUGGCAUUCAUUCCUGACUGUGCUGAACGCUGGGGAAAGCUCCGAAUCCCAGAAGGUGAUAGCGUUUGUUGUGCAGCUGUUGUCAAUCCUCUCUUGUUGUACGGCAAGCGUGACUCCUCUUUUUACAAAUUUCAAAGGGAUUUGAAUGAAAACUUUUGUAAUCAACCUUGCAACAUGGUCAAUGCGUUUGGAUAUGGACGCCUUGACUUUAUCAUUGCGCUUACGCUCCCACGCAGCAAGAAGUUCAAGAUUGACAAGCCAACACUUCAUAUAUUGGCGCAUAUAACUGAGGCCAAGGGUGCAGAGGGCAAUGCAGCAACAGAUUUUGUCUCUUUUACACAGUUUGGCCGCUUGAUUAUUCUUGAUGUCACAUCAGUUCAGAGGGUUGUUGGCCAAAUUUACACUAAGGGCGUCAAGGAGUUAGGGGAGUGGUAUAUCAUUGACCGGACCCUUGACUGUUGCGAAACGGUAUUUCAUCCGGCCAAGCAUCCAUACGACGACGAUUAA